This is a messenger RNA of Rana temporaria (common frog), 1872 nucleotides long. RefSeq names its product heparan sulfate 6-O-sulfotransferase 1 (gene HS6ST1). Bases 373 to 1593 code for a protein of 406 amino acids. Lineage: Eukaryota; Metazoa; Chordata; Amphibia; Anura; Ranidae. The record is from RefSeq and is a predicted model, not a curated record. Gene Ontology annotation, molecular function: heparan sulfate 6-sulfotransferase activity. The transcript is spliced from 2 exons. Gene Ontology annotation, cellular component: membrane.
AGUAGGGAGCAGGCGCGGUGCAUGCUGGGCUGUGAUCAUGGUGGUGUACGGACAGGAAGGAGGCUGGAAAGCAGCCGGGAGCCCCAGAUCUCCGUAGAUCUGUUGGAGGUCAGCACCAGGCAUGGCUGGCCGGCGGUGAGGAGGGUCUGCUGCUUCGGGAGAUCCUUUAAAAGGCCAACAAGUGUGUGGCCGCCGCCAUCUUCAUCUGCUGCAUUGGCUGGUGUGUGUUUGUGUGUGUGUAUGAGAUCACGGUGGAGAUCCCCCAGGUUCUCCUGAUCCGGGAGCUGUGGAAGGAAUGCUGAGGCUCUCCUGGCUACAUUGUAUCACCUUGAGGAACCCAGCCAGCCUGGACACCCUGGGAGAUGGUGACAUAUGAAGUGUGUUGGAAGGACCAUGGUUGAGAGGACCAGCAAAUUUUUGCUGAUCUUGGCUGGCUCUGUGUUUUUCAUGCUGAUUUUGUACCAGUAUGUGGGGCCGGUGAUGAAUUUGGGGUCUCCCAGUCGGUAUUACCAGGAGGAUCAGGACAUCUUUCCCACGCCAGAUCCCCACUAUGUCAAAAAGUACUUUUUCCCGGUGAGGGAUCUGGAUCGGUCGUUGACCUUUGACAUGAAAGGGGACGAUGUGAUUGUGUUUCUGCACAUCCAGAAAACCGGGGGCACAACUUUCGGGAGGCACCUAGUACAGAACGUCAGGCUGGAGGUGCCCUGUGACUGUAGACCUGGCCAGAAGAAGUGUACCUGUUACAGACCCAACAGGAAGGAGACCUGGUUGUUUUCCCGAUUCUCCACUGGUUGGAGUUGUGGACUGCACGCGGACUGGACCGAACUCACCAACUGUGUGCCUGGGGUACUGGACAAGAAGGAGACCUCCAUGAAAAACAGAAGGAAAUUUUAUUACAUCACAUUGUUGAGAGAUCCUGUGUCACGAUAUCUUAGUGAGUGGCGGCAUGUACAACGAGGAGCCACUUGGAAGACCUCACUUCACAUGUGUGAUGGAAGGACACCAACACCGGAGGAGCUGCCAACCUGUUAUGAAGGCACGGACUGGUCAGGGUGCACAUUACAAGAGUUCAUGGAAUGUCCCUACAAUCUGGCCAACAAUCGCCAGGUUAGGAUGUUGGCGGACCUCAGCCUUGUAGGAUGCUAUAAUAUGUCCUUUAUUCCAGACAACAAGCGAGCUCAACUCCUCCUGGAGAGCGCCAAAAAGAACCUGAAGGACAUGGCGUUUUUUGGCCUCACGGAAUUCCAGAGAAAGACUCAGUAUCUCUUUGAGAGGACUUUUAAUCUGAAAUUCAUCAGGCCUUUCAUGCAAUACAACAACACUCGGGCAGGUGGGGUUGACUUGGACAAUGGCACUAUCCAAAGGAUUGAGGAGCUUAACGACUUAGACAUGCAGCUGUAUGACUAUGCAAAGGACCUCUUUCAGCAACGCUAUCAGUUCAAGAGGCAAGUGGAGAGAAUGGAGCAACGCAAAAAGCACCGGGAAGAGAGACUUCUGCAAAGGUCCAACGAGGCUUUUGCCAAGGAGGAAGCUGAGGACCAAGUGCGCUGGCCUACAGAAGACUACAUGAGCCAUAUUAUAGAGAAAUGGUAGACCAACAUGGACUUUUAUACUACUGGAGAAACUGGUUUCACAUUUUGUUAUUUUGUCUUGUAUAAAAAUACUGAACAUUAUAAAUAAGAACACUUUUUAUUUAAUGUUUGUAGCACAGAGCUCAAAGCUUUGGAAACUGUUCAUGUUUAUGUGGGGCAAUGUACAUUCAUUUAAAGGGGCAGUCUUCUUUUAGAUAAGCACUUUCAUUGUACAAAUUCUUCUUGUAGAACAUUUUAAGCUGAACUUCAGUCAAAAGGCUAAAUACACAGAUAAAAUCCA